UUCAUUUGCACGUUACUAUGUCGUUAACCUAUUCCCACAUUUCCCCCUCACUCACUCUCCACACUCCUCCAGAUCCAUUCCACCACCAUGACAUCACCACCACCACCGGAACAACCACCACCUCUCGACCUUCACCCACGGCGCGAACCAUUCGAGCACGGCCUCAUCCCACUCCAAAAACUCAUCUUCCCAGACCCCACCCAAACCUUAACCACUCUCCGAACCAAACUCCUUCAAAACCCACUCUCCACCACCCGUCAUCACCCGCACCGAGUCCACCCCAAUGCAGUCAUGGAAACGUUACAGAUCUCGCCCCAACACACCCGCCUUCUGUUCAAUACAAUCGCCUCGGUCCACCCCUCCGUCUCCGACCCAAUUGUGACUGCGAAACCAGAUAAGGUGGAUUCUGUUGGUGUCAAUGUGUAUGAUCUGAUUCUGUUUUUGUAUAUUCAGUCGUAUAAGAGAUUGCUUCCUAAAGGACAUAAAGAUUCCCCUGCUAUUGCCGAUGUUUGGCCCUCUAAUUCUGCCUUUGAUGGGUUCUUGUCGGCUCUUACGCCGUUACAGUUGGCACGCGGCAACGUGCGUAGGUCUACGCCAUCUCAAGCUGAUGAAGAAGCUCAUCAAUUAUCGUAUCUUCAUAAGCAUCUGGGCAACAUAAUAUCCCUUUUGGCCGAGUCUGUAGAAGGCCAAACUGAAGAAGAUUCACUGGUUUUGACAAUGGAAAACUUUGAGCAUCUUUCAUUUCUUUUCUAUUUUGGUGACAAAGGGUCGGAGAAUAUUCCGUUGAGCCAACAUGCUCCAUUUUUUGCUAAUUCAGACCCUGAUAUGCCCGCUGCUCCGGUUCCUGCAACACAAGUUCAUGACUGGAUUGAAGAGAAUAUUAACUCUGCAUUACAACGUAUAUCUGAAAGAGUUGCUGCGAAAGAAAAUGGGCCUGGGUCUGCUAAUGCUUCCGACCAUGAUGCUUUGAUGGAUAAUAAUUAUGCAAACACAAUUAAGCCUUCAAUAAGUCAUAUCGAGGGAAUCUCUAAGCAAUCAUAUGUAAAACAAGCAUCUGAACUUGAUACCUCUUUUGUGAAGGUUAUAAAUUGCCAUGAAUCGGUCAUAUAUCUCUUAGCUCCGUUAAAAUAUGCCACGGUAUAUGGAUGCUCCGAUGCAACUAUAGUGCUUGGUGCUGUUGGAAAGGCCGUGAGAAUCGAGCAUUGUGAAAGAGUUCAUGUGAUUUCAGCAGCGAAACGUAUCUGUAUCGCCAAUUGUCGUGAAUGUGUGUUUUUCUUAGGCGUAAAUCAGCAACCACUUAUUGUUGGUGAUAACCAUAAGUUGCAGGUGGCGCCUUAUAAUACAUUUUAUCCACAGUUAGAGGAACACAUGAAACAAGUUGGCGUUGAAGCUAGCCCGAACAGAUGGGACGAGCCUAUUGCACUUGGUCUGGUGGACCCGCAUGAUUCGAUUUCACAUCCAGCUGGCGUAUCCGACUGUCAAACUGAAUUCGCUACUCACUUAGAACCUGAUCAGUUCACCAAUUUUUUGAUUCCGAACUGGUUUCAAGAUGAAGGAUGUGGGUCCACAAAAGACAAUCCGUUUCCGCUGCCUGAUGUGUACAUGUCAUCUCAGCAAAAGAAUGACAAAAACUUGGUGGAAGUUAAACAGAUAUUGAAAGAAACACAACUGGAAGAUAACAGAAAGCGUGAAUUAUCAACCGCGCUUCAUGUCUACUUCAAAGACUGGUUAUACGCCUCUGGGAAUGUUAGGCAACUGUACUGUUUACAAGGAGAAUAGCAAUGUGAAAUGAAGUUGGAAAGAUAUACAAACUUGAGUCUGGAAUAUGAUUUUGCUAAUUUAAUUUUUUUUUUUUAUAAUUAUAUUAUAUUUUGUGUAAUACUUCCAGUUCUAGAGCUCUGAUUCUAUAAUGUAACAUUUUGAUCUCAAUUUUAUUUACCAAUUAAUUAAUAUAUAAAUUUGUUGUUCAUCGUUA
Messenger RNA from Helianthus annuus (common sunflower), 1975 nucleotides. RefSeq names its product TBCC domain-containing protein 1. NCBI's taxonomy places the organism in Eukaryota, Viridiplantae, Streptophyta, Magnoliopsida, Asterales, Asteraceae. The record is from RefSeq and is a predicted model, not a curated record. The transcript has 8 exons. The coding region runs from base 88 to 1779 and encodes 563 amino acids.